Alosa alosa (allis shad) is the source of this 1774-nucleotide messenger RNA. RefSeq names its product DNA topoisomerase 1-like. The transcript has 13 exons. Gene Ontology annotation, biological process: chromosome segregation; DNA topological change; DNA replication. Gene Ontology annotation, cellular component: nucleolus; chromosome. The coding region runs from base 76 to 1587 and encodes 503 amino acids. NCBI's taxonomy places the organism in Eukaryota, Metazoa, Chordata, Actinopteri, Clupeiformes, Clupeidae. The record is from RefSeq and is a predicted model, not a curated record. Gene Ontology annotation, molecular function: DNA binding; DNA topoisomerase type I (single strand cut, ATP-independent) activity.
AGGCCUACGUCCGCCUCAGGUAAACCAGUGAAGCUGAGCCCUCGGGCAGAGGAGGUGGGCCUGUUCUUUGCCCAGAUGCUGGACCACGAAUACACUACAAAAGAGGUGUUUCGGAGCAACUUCUUCAGGGACUGGAGGAAGGAAAUGAACUUGGAGGAGAGGACACUGAUUGCUGAUCUCAACAAGUGUGACUUUGGAGAGCUCCAUGCAAUGCACAAGAGUAAGGUGGAAGCUCGGAAGAACAUGACCAAAGAGGAAAAACAGGUGAUCAAGGACGCCAAUCAGAAGAUUGUGGACGAGUUUGGUUUCUGCUUGCUGGACCACCAUAAGGAACGCAUCGGCAACUUCAAGAUUGAGCCGCCAGGUCUGUUCCGUGGCCGCGGCGAGCACCCCAAGAUGGGCAUGCUCAAGAAGAGGAUCCAGCCGGAGGAUGUCAUCAUCAACUGCAGCAAGGACUCCCGUAUCCCAGAACCACCCGCAGGCCAUCGGUGGAAGGAGGUUCGCCAUGACAACACGGUGACCUGGCUGGUCAGCUGGACUGAGAAUGUCCAGGGAUCGGUCAAAUACAUCAUGCUCAACGCUAACUCCAAGCUGAAGGGUGAGAAGGACUGGGAGAAGUAUGAGGUGGCUCGUCAGCUGAAGAGCCGUGUGGGCCAGAUCCGGUCUCAGUACCUGGAGGAUCUCAAGUCCAAACAGAUGGUCACUCGCCAGAGAGCCGUGGCCCUCUACUUCAUCGACAAGCUGGCUCUGAGAGCGGGUAAUGAGAAGGAGGAGGGCGAGUCGGCCGACACCGUGGGCUGCUGCUCGCUGCGUGUGGAGCACAUCACCCUCCACGACACACUGGCUGGAGAGAGCUGCGUGGUGGAGUUUGACUUCCUGGGUAAAGACAGCAUCCGCUACUACAACAAGGUCCCGGUUAGCAAACGGGUCUUCAAAAACCUCAAGCUCUUCAUGGAGAACAAGCAGCCAGGAGACGACCUGUUCGACCGCCUGAGUACCGGUACACUGAAUAAACACCUGAGCUCUCUGAUGCCUGGACUGACGGCCAAGGUUUUUCGAACAUACAACGCCUCCAUCACCCUGCAGCAGCAGCUGAAGGAGCUGUCCAACAUGUCAGACAGCACGGCGGAGAAGCUCCUUUCCUACAACCGGGCAAACCGUGCGGUGGCCAUCCUGUGUAACCAUCAGCGCGCGCCGCCCAAGAGCUUUGACCAGUCCAUGGCCAAUCUGCAGUCUAAGAUUGACACCAGGAGGGAGCAGAUGGCCCAGGCCAAACGUGAGCUGAAGCAGGCCAAGAAGGACGCCAAAGAGAGCUCAGACCCCAAGCUCAUGACUGUGUUGGAGAAGAAGAGGAAGGCUGUGGCCCGCUGCAAGGAGCAGCUUUUGAGGAUGGAGGUGCAGGCCACAGACAAGGAAGAGAACAAGCAAAUUGCCCUGAGCACCUCCAAGCUAAACUACCUGGACCCACGCAUCAGUGUGGCCUGGUGUAAGAACUUAGAUGUGCCACUGGACAAGGUCUAUAACAAGACCCAGAGAGACAAGUUCGCCUGGGCCGUCCACAUGACGGAGAAGGACUUUGAGUUCUGAAGUGGGACUCUCCAGGAUGCAGCACUUCAUCAAAUGUUUCUGGUUGUUCAGGCAUUUUCGUUUUUAGAAAGUCAUGUUUUUAACAAUAUUUUAACAUCUUCUCAUUGUUAGCACUUGUUGGUUUUACUUGUUUUAACCUUGAUGUUUUCCUCAAACAUUUUUGAAUAAAGCUGCUUGUUCAAAGGCA